AUGUUGACCUUGAUUGGUCCAUGUGUGCAGCUACAAGGUCCCGAGGCGUCCUUUCGAGUCGGCGCGUCUCGACAUGGAACUCAAGGCAAGUUCACGCUCGCUGGUGAAUACGGGCUUCGUAACAAGCGUGAGAUCUGGCGUAUCUCCCUCAUCCUAUCCAAAAUUCGUCGUGCUGCCCGUGAGCUCUUGAAGCUCGAAGCAAAGGACCCCAAGCGUCUCUUCGAAGGCAAUGCCUUGAUCCGUCGUCUUGUUCGCGUCGGUGUGCUCGACGAGACUAGGAUGAGAUUGGAUUACGUGCUUGCCCUCAAGCUCGAAGAUUUCUUGGAGCGAAGACUGCAAACCCAAGUCUUCAAGGCUGGUCUCGCAAAGAGCAUUCACCACGCUCGUGUCCUCAUCCGCCAACGACAUAUCCGCGUUGGAAGGCAGAUUGUCAACGUUCCCUCGUUUGUCGUCCGUCUCGACUCUCAAAAGCACAUCGACUUUGCUCUUACCUCUCCCUUUGGUGGAGGACGACCGGGUCGCGUCAAGCGCAAGCGUGCCGCAGCUGCUAACAAGCCGGCUGGUGGUGACGAUGAGGACGAGGAGUAA
Serendipita indica DSM 11827 is the source of this 588-nucleotide messenger RNA. The record is from the annotation of a GenBank genome assembly. NCBI's taxonomy places the organism in Eukaryota, Fungi, Basidiomycota, Agaricomycetes, Sebacinales, Serendipitaceae.